Molecule: messenger RNA, 3196 nt
Organism: Leptopilina heterotoma
Lineage: Eukaryota; Metazoa; Arthropoda; Insecta; Hymenoptera; Figitidae
Gene: NELF-B
Product: negative elongation factor B
Exons: 9
Coding region: 239-2068 (609 amino acids)
Biological process (GO): negative regulation of transcription elongation by RNA polymerase II
Cellular component (GO): nucleus; NELF complex
Source: RefSeq, a predicted model, not a curated record
CACUCAUUGGCUUGCCCGGUGUCACCCGGUAUGGUUACAGUUUGGUUACAGUACUGGAAAUAGCGUCUUGAAUAUAUACUUAACAAAAUAAUUUGAUAUCCAUUGAAAAUGAUUGUUUCCUAAUGCUUUUUUUCAAUGAAAUUUUAAAUGAAAGUUUCUAUUUUUGUUCAUUAGAAUAAGAAAAACAAGUUAUCAAUUUAUUGCUUGAAUUUGGAUAUAGAAUAAAAUACCCGCAAAUAUGAACGUGCGAAGGAAUAAUGGUACACCUGUUGAUAGUUUAGAAGAACUUGGUAUUCCAGGUCAAAAUUCACUGAGAGAUGCUUUAACUAGUUGUGAAGAUCCACUAAAAGCUAUUGAGGAGUUUCAGAUGCAGAAUGGAAUCCUGUUACCCUCAUUGCGACCUAUGCUUCCUUUACUGGAUCUUCAUGGCGUUCGAAGGUUAGAUUUUCAUGCUUCGGUUCUGGAAGAGUUAAGAGAAAAACUUAUUAAGCGAAUAAAUGAGAUUGGAGCGGAAAGAGGAGAUAAGAGUUCAGCAACCGAUCGUAAAUUGAAGGAAAUGUUGGCGAAAAGUUUUCCAGCUGUAAGAAUUCCUGCACUCAGGCCAGUUGUUAUGUGUAUUCUUCGAAAUACUCCUCACAUUGACGAUAAAUAUCUGAAAGUUCUUGUUCGAGAAAAGGAAUUGUAUAAUGACGCGGAUACUGAAGUUAAGAGACAAAUUUGGAAAGAUAAUCAAAGUUUAUUUGGGGAUGAAGUAUCUCCAUUGUUUAGCGGUUAUAUCAUGGAAAAGGAACAAGUUCUUUUCGACCAUCAGAACUUGAACAGUCUUUUUUUCACUCCUUCACCGAAGGUUAGGCGACAGGGAGAAGUAGUUCAAAAACUGGCUCACAUGAUUGGCCACAGCAUUAAAUUGUACGAUAUGGUCUUACAAUUUCUUCGAACUCUGUUUUUGCGAACGAAAAAUAUCCACUAUUGCACGCUAAGGGCAGAAUUGUUAAUGGCAUUGCACGAUCUAGAGGUGCAAGACAUUAUAUCAGUAGACCCAUGUCACAAGUUCACGUGGUGUUUGGACGCUUGUAUCAGGGAGAAGAACGUCGAUGUAAAAAGGUCGAGAGAACUGCAAGGAUUUCUCGACAGCAUUAAGAGAGGACAAGAACAGGUAUUAGGCGACCUGAGCAUGAUCCUUUGUGAUCCGUACGCAGUAAAUUUCCUAGCGAGUAGUGCAAUAAAAAUUGCUCUUCAUCUUAUUAAUGGAGAUUCACUUCCUAGAGAAAAUGCGGUUUUAGUUCUACUUUUGCGAAUGCUCGCCUUGGGCUUGUCCGCGUGGCAAAUGAUUGACUCGCAAGAAUUUAAGGAACCCAAACUUGAUAGUCAAGUUGUUACCAAGUUUCUUCCAGCACUAAUGUCUCUCAUGGUAGACGAUCAAAUACGACAGUUGAAUCAAAAGCUUCCUCCUGAUGAGAGAGAAAGUGCCAUUGCGAUAAUAGAACACUCUGGACCGCCGCCAGACGCUUGUCAAGCCUACGCAGAACUGUCUGGCGUAGCUGCUGUCCUGUCCAUGUACUAUGCCCUCCACGUGGGAGGCGGGGGUGGCGGCGUCACUGCCAGAGGACGAGGCGAUGCGCGAGGCCUCAUGAGAGUCUUAGCGACGCUACCAAACUGUCAAGGUCAAAGGGCAUUUGAAGAUCCAUUCUUACAUACACUGGUUUCCCUACUUAUCGUAAACUUGUCCGAUGAAUUUUCAAAUGAAUCAUUCUGCACGGUUAUUUUUGACGAAUUCUUUUUAACGAGUUUGGGAAGAGAUAAUGUGAUUCGCCAUUUAUUAAAAUUACUGUGGUACAUUCAUGCAAAAUUACCUCCAGCUCGAUUACAUACUCUGAUGAAAGCUCUUCAACCGACAGGUCAACAUAAUGAAGCAGUGCAUAGCCUUUACGAAUCUUUGCAUAAGAAGCUGGUAAGUACAUCAAACGAAUCCCAAGCAAUGGUACCGACGCAAAUGGAUUCUCUGGCUAUAGAUUGUUCUGCUUCGCCACUUCCAGGAAGGUCAACUCCCAGGCAAGGAUUUCCUUAACUUUGUUGAAAAUGUUAAAUACAUUUCAUAAUAUAUAUUUUUUCAUAUAAAAUUAGUAAAUUUAAAACACUAAGUACAACUAGUUUAAGUUGUUCGCUUUCUACCAAAUCCAUAAAUGUCAUUUGGUCAAAUCAGAGAUUGUCGAAGAGCUUCAUUUGCUUAAAUCUAUAAAUAGUAAGAACCAAAUUUUUUGCUUGAAUCGACAAAAGUGAAAAGUUGAAUUCAAUCAAAAGACUUUCGUCAUAGAAGUUUGUAUUAUAAAAGUUUGCAAGUAUCGUGAAGAAUAGUCUAGUUUGAUGAUUUACUGCAAUGAUGAAAUAUACAUUGGACGAUAAGUUGUGUAAGUUCCUUUCCUUCAUAAUCUCGAACUCGUAUUUAAUAUUUCGUAAAUACUGCAGUCCAUGGACAGUCCCUAGAGGAUACCUUGUGGAAUAACAAAAGAAAAAUCUUGGUAAGAAGGUUGUGUGAAGAUGCUUCUCCAUUUCAUACACAUCUUGUGAACGUUCAAGUUCAUCAACUGGAGGAUUUGAGUGUACGCUGUGUCAGCUAACAUAUCUUGGCCAUUUGUUUGGAUAUUUCGAUACGAAGUGGGCUUGUUUUUUUAGUUCGUUUAUCCAGAGGUUUUCAUGAACAUUGUUGUGUCCAGAGAGGACAAGACAAAUACAUUGUUUAAUGUUUAAAGCGUUGGGCGUAUUGGUUUUUUUUUUAGUUCAACCUUCAAUUUUUUUUAAGAAAUUCUAACAAUUAGUUUCAGUGCUCUAGUCCAGUCAAAAUAAAGGUGUGUUUAUCAUUGCAAUAAAUCAACAAAAUAGAAAAAUUUAUUGACCAUGUUAUUGAAUAGUAUUUUAACGUGCAACAGUACGUCUCUGAUUAAACAUUUUUUUAUCUUUUGUCGAUUGCAGCAAAUCAUUUAGAAAUUAAAAAAAAAUUUCAUUCUGCGACUAUUAAUUUGUUGUUGACCUAUCGAAAUUUCAAUAUUCUGUUAAUACAGUUAAAUUCAGGCAACCUAAAAAUUUUUUUUUAUAACUUUUUGAUAACAAUUAUGAUAAUUAUUAUGAUUAUUAUGAUUUGUAGAAUUUUAACAAAUUUAAUGAAAAUAAGUAAAUUGUACUAUAUAUAUAUUCAAUA